Molecule: messenger RNA, 1351 nt
Organism: Archocentrus centrarchus (flier cichlid)
Lineage: Eukaryota; Metazoa; Chordata; Actinopteri; Cichliformes; Cichlidae
Gene: nfatc2ip
Product: nuclear factor of activated T cells 2 interacting protein
Exons: 9
Coding region: 69-1112 (347 amino acids)
Biological process (GO): cytokine production; positive regulation of transcription by RNA polymerase II
Molecular function (GO): protein binding
Source: RefSeq, a predicted model, not a curated record
UCCUACACUGAGUAUUGAAAUGUCCCACAGUCCGUGAAGACGGCGGCAGCCCGCGGAAAGAAACAAACAUGGCGGAAACGGUACCCAGCUGUGAGGCUCAGGUCACAAAGCCGCCGCCCAAACGCCGACGCAUCCUCGACCCGUCGGCCAUCGUCCCCGUACCUGUCUACUCCAACAAGGUGAAGAGCAGUCUGCAGCUGAAGCCGACGGCGGCUCUGCUCACUGAAAAGACGAACGCAGACGACGAUGCAGGCGACAGUCUGCUGUCAGAGUUUUCCUCUCGAGGCAAGACGGCAGACCUCGUCAGCCUCAGCGACUCCGAAGACGAGUACGUGCAGAAGGCCGAGAAGGAGCUAGAAGCUCCCCGCUGUCCGUCUCCUCCCCCUCCGGAGAGUCCAGUAAAGAAACAGUCCAGGAAGGUGAAACAGAAGCUCAGUGAGAUCGACCGGAAGCUCCGGGCAGUGAACUCCCUCCUCUCUCAGAGUCCUAGUGAGGAGGGACGGCGGUCUAGACGGCGCCGAGGACCCCCGAUCCGUCAUCCUGAGGAAGAGCAGUUGGACAACGAUGACGAUAUCAUCAUCGUGAGCCCUGCGCCGGAACCAGAGAGCUCGGCGUACAGCUCCUCGGUGCGAGAGAUCCCGCUAAAGGUCCGCUGCAGGACCGAAGUCCACAAGCUCCCGGUGCUGUCGUCAACGCCUUUAAGCGAAGUGGUGACACAGCUGUCCGUCAUCCUAAACGUCCCGCCUCCUCGCCUCCUGCUGCUGAGGGAGGAAGAGGAGCUGCCGACGAGCUUCACUGUCAGCGAGCUCGGCCUCGGCAUCGCCGACAUCAUAGAGUGCGUGGUCAUGGCGGCGGAGGAUAGAAGCCAAUCGAACGACGGCAGCGGCGUCAUCACCGUGAAGCUGCAGAGCAAAGACCGACACUCUCCUCAGGAGUUCUCUCUGCACAGAGAGGCGCCGCUGAGGUCCAUCUUCGCCCAGUACGUGUCCAAGAUGUCCGGCAGCCAUCAGCAGACGGUCCGCUUCCAUUUCGACGGCUCCAAAGUGACGGGCAGCCAGACGCCGGCUCAGCUUGACAUGGAGGACGGCGACAUCAUCGAAGUCUGGGUCUGAGUCUCGUUUCAGCCGAGACGCUCGUUCCGUUUGUUUCAAAGGUCACUUUAUUUUUCACACUGCAGAUAACGAGCAUGAAUUAAUAAAAGGACAGAAAAAACCAAGUGUCCAAAUCAGAUCAUCGUCGCUGUACCUUUAAUUUUAACGUUUCUGUGACUGCACUGACACCUCUUCCUGUUUUUGUGUGUUUAUUUUUAUUAAAAUUGAUAAUAAAGUUUAAAUAAACUGUAUUCACAUCA